Messenger RNA from Anopheles coustani, 5256 nucleotides. It is a transcript of the gene Eip93F, whose product is annotated as mushroom body large-type Kenyon cell-specific protein 1. Gene Ontology annotation, biological process: regulation of transcription by RNA polymerase II. Gene Ontology annotation, cellular component: nucleus. The record is from RefSeq and is a predicted model, not a curated record. Lineage: Eukaryota; Metazoa; Arthropoda; Insecta; Diptera; Culicidae. The transcript has 8 exons. Bases 184 to 5256 code for a protein of 1690 amino acids. Gene Ontology annotation, molecular function: DNA binding.
UCGAAUCAAAAAGAAACUGCCCCCCCCGCGGAGUGGCAGUUGGCGAACGGCGGCUGGAAGCCCCGCACGAGGAAGUGCAUCUCGGCAUCGUUGGCCACCUGUGGCUUCGUGAGCCGGGAAAACCGGGCAGCGCACGGUUCCGAUGCGGAGACGCUGAGCCAACAAACAAACCCGAAACGAACGAUGGCGGACUGCUCGUACGCGCGCUGCGUCCAAGAGCGCCGCUACAUAAGACGCGAGCUGGCCAAGUGGACCAAAAACAUGGUGUACAUAGUCGGACUAGAACGUGUCGCUGAAGAAUUGAUGGGACGCAGGAAAUGGAAACACUAUCAGGACGUCAUCACGCGACAACAGUUGAACCUGCUCGAGACCAGCACGACCAACACAACCGAGGACGACCUGCUCAGCGGCACGACCGGCGUGUCCACCGGAGCAGCCGCCGUAGCCGCCGCGGGACCCGGGCAGCUGAUGAGUUCCGCCGGCACCACGACCGCUGCCGCAGCCCUUUCGCUCGCUGGCGGCGGCAUGAUCGACCAGAAGACCAGCCCGACCGCCGCCUUCGUGGCCGCCGCCAAUGCCGCGGCCGUGGCGGCCCUCACGACACCCGCCGCUGCCCAGGCGGCUGCCAACACAACCGCAGCGACGGCCAUAGUACGCAACGGCCACUAUCACCAAGGAGACGUAGAAGUCGACACAAAAAUAGUCCACCCGAGCAAUCCUAGCAGUCCGCCCUCCGCUAACACCAACUGCUUACCGUCCGCGCAACCCGAGCCUGCGAAUGCCAGCUCGCCGCGACACGGCAAGGACGAUGGGAGCUCCUCGGAGCCCCAACGUCGCGAUCGCUCGAUCACACCGGUGACAAACUGUCACGCGAGCGACAACGGUACGGCGACUGCCAUCGACGGUACAUCGCCCGGACCUCCCGGGCUUUCCAGGCGAGACCUACCGUCGACGGAGGAACCAGCAGGCGAAAGGACCAGCAACACACCGGACCGACAGGAAGGGCAGGCCACGAGCAGUCCCGUCCUACGCGAGCAGGCUGCCGGCACCGAUCGGAACAAUUCGUCCGUCGUCAAGCAAGAACCGAUAGACAAUUCCACGGAGGCGGUAGACAAAAAAGGAGCGCUCUUUAAGACGGAAGAUGCCAGCCCCUCGCAGCUGUCCGAGGCGGCCGCGUUGAAGUUUAACAUCGUCCCAAAGGUAGCCUCCACCGGCGCGGACAACAACAAUACCAUUAGCAGUAACAACAACACGAUCCAGCCGCGCAGCAACGGGUUGGUGGUGGUGCCGGCGGCGGAAGACAGCGUCCCGGGCGCCAGGCAGCCCCCGGCCGACUCGCCGACGGAAGCGGUCACCCCGGUCGACUGGAAGCCGCAGGACAAGUGCAACUUCUGCGUCGACGGGAAGCUGCUGACGGUGAACGAGGCCGGCGAGCUGGUGCCCGAAUCCGGUCCGGCCCCGGCCGAGGCCGAACGGUUGCUUGGCCGACGGGCUCCAACUUCGCUGGCCGAGUCGGACAGCGACACGAGCGAAAGCAGCGAACCGGAGCUGCUGGCCAGCCUGCUGAGUGCGGGGGCCGGCGGUGGAGUGUCGGCCAAAUCGCUGGCCGCGCUGCUGCGCGAAAGCGGUGCCUCCCAGAGCCUACCCUCGCUGCAGUCCUACAUGGCGCAGCACCUUGCGGCCGCCUCGCUGCAGGGUCUUCAGCCGAAUCUUGCCCAGCUUUACAACCCCUCCCUGUGGUAUUCGCAGCUGCAGCCGCAGAUGUCGCCGACGGCCGUCGACGCAGCGACCGGAGCCGGCGUGACAUCGGCCGCCAUCAGUCCGACGACGGCGGCCAAGAUGGCGUCCGAGCUCGGGACGGUCAGCGCGACCGGCGAGCAGCCGCUAGAUCUCAGCGCCAAGCCCGGCACCUCCGGCAUGAGCUCCUUUCUGCUGAGCAGCAUGAUGGACCCGAAGCACAUCUACAAAGCAAAGCCACGCUUGUCGCCGAUCGGCGGACGGAAAACGUACACCGAGGACGGGCUGCGGAACGCGCUGCAGGAUAUCCUGACCGGGCGUCUGGGGACGCGUCGGGCCGCCGUCCAGUACGGGAUCCCGCGCUCGACGCUGCGCAACAAAGCCUACAAGAUGGCGCUCGGCUACGGCAAGCGCGGCGCCAACGCCCUGCUCGACGACGACGACGACAAGGACUCGCAGGAUGGGCUGGACCUGAAGGAUGGCGACCUGCUGGACAAGCUGCCCCAGCACGUGCUGGCGGACAUGAUCCUCAAGAUGUACGGAGCCGGUCCCAGCACCCCGCAGCGUCCGCACGAGCCCAACUCGACCCCCACGCCCCCCACCACUGGCACCCCGCCCACGGCCCAACGCGCCACCCCCGAGCCCGGCUCGCUCGAGAUGGCCGCCCUAAGCCUGAAGCCGGCCCUGGUGCCACGCCCCCUCCCGCCAACCACUAGCCAAGGCCCCGCCGCCACUCUCGGCCGCACUCAGCACCCACCUGGCCCGCCCACCACCCAGCCCCCGCAGGCGUCCCCGUUGGCCGCGGCGGCCGCCUCGACGCUGCUCGACCCCAGCCUGCUGAUGCAAGUGCAACGCGUCAUGCAGGUGACGGCCACGGCGCAAACGCAGGCCUCGGGCGAAACCCAGCAGGUGCUGGCCGAGCUGCCCGACCUGCUGCGGAAGCUGAUUGAGCAGCAGCAGCAGCUGGCCGACCAGAUCAAGAAGGUGAGCGCCACCAGCGGCUCGGGCAGCAACGCCUCAGCAGCGACGACCUCCGCAGGGAACGCGAUCCCUAGCCCCGCCCCGGCCACCCCGAACCACUCGGCCCUGGACGCGGCGAUGGCCCGAUCGCCCUCCCUCAGCGCCGCCCUCAACGCCAACGGAACCGCCCCGCCUCCUCCGACCACCCUCGACCCGUGCUACCUGCCCUUCCUGCAGCAGCUGCAGCAGCAGCACAGCAAGAUGCGCACGCUGUCCGCCGGCACGCCCGACACCUCCGCCUCCCUCUCCUCGGAGCCCAACGAUCCGGCCAGCGACGACCCGCAGGUCAUACUGAAGAUUCCGUCCUACGGGCGCGCGCCCGGCGCCUCGCCGGGAGUGGGCGGCAAGAACGGCACCGACCUCGAGCGCCACCUGCCGCACCACCCGUCCCUGGCGUCCCCCUCGCCCCCGACGGCCGCGGCCGCCAUCGUCCUCAGCAACCUGGUGUCCGGCUCGGGAGCCCGCAUCACGCACCCCUCUGCCGCCAGCCCGCUGCUCAACAGUGGCCCGCAGGGGGCGCCCUCGAUGAACCACCUCGCUGGAAGCGGGUCCACCGUCGGGCAGGCCUCCCUGGCCUCCUCCCUGUCGUCCUCGUCCCCGCUGUCCACGCUGUCGGUGGCGUCGUCAUCCCAACCGGACCGGAUGUCGCUGGCGGCGGGCGGUGGCCCAUCGAACCACCUGUCCGUCAUCUCGCCGCCCCUCGUCGGGCUGCGCAACAACGUGAAAGGGCACGAGGCGGGAGCAUCACCCCCAGCACCCACGACGACCGUCUCCGGCAAGCCAAUGCUCUCCGUGAACGAGGUGAUCGCACGCAGCAUCAGCAAGAAUUUCCAGCAGCAACAGCAGCAGCAACACCUGCUGAAGCAGCAGAUCGAGCAGAUGAAGCGGCCAUCGAUCUCCGUCAUCAAGACGCUCGGCGACAUCUCGCACUUCGGCAGCGGCAACGCGGCAAUGGCGGCGGCGGUGGCGGCGGCCGGCCUCGGCCCGGUCGGCUCGGCGGCCCAGUACGCGGCGGUGGCAGCGGCGGCCGCCGCGGCCAACAACAACAACAACAACAACACGGGCACCGGCGGCAAGGGGACGCGCCCGAAGCGAGGCAAGUACCGGAACUACGACCGGGACAGCCUGGUCGAGGCGGUGAAGGCGGUGCAGCGGGGCGAGAUGUCGGUGCACCGCGCGGGCAGCUACUACGGCGUGCCGCACUCCACCCUCGAGUACAAGGUAAAGGAGCGGCACCUGAUGAGGCCUCGGAAGCGCGAGCCCAAACCGCAGCCCGGUCUCGAUGACCACCAUCGGUUGGGUGGAGGUGGACCGUCGUCCGCCAAGGGCUCAAUGGACGGGUCCUCCUCGUUGCGGGGCCUGGACAAGGGCCACAAGGGUCUGGCCGGGCUCGGAGGUGGCUCCAGCUCGAAGGGUUCGCUCGGAGGCCUCGGCAAGAACCAUCACCAUCAGCAAACGCAGCAGGCCGGACAGGCGCAGUUCGCGACCGGUUCCCCCAACGGCGCACUCGGCGCCAAGAUGCCCAUGCUGGACUCGGCCGCCUUCGCCUCCCAGCUGCCGUACGGGUCGCCCUUCUUCUGGCCGCACGCGGCCGCCGGCGCCUACGGCAACAUGCCGGCGGUGGACUUCUCGCGCGGCCAGAGCUCCGGUCAGGCCGCCGACUCGCUGUUCGCCUCGCAGGGGCUGAUGCAGCGGUUCCAGCAGGAGGCGGCGGUGGCGGCCGAAGCGCGCCUCCACUCUUCCUCCUCCUCCUCCACCACGUCCGGGGCCGGCGCGGGGCCCGCCAAGCCCGCCAGCCAGAGCACGGCCCUGCCCAAGGGCAGCAGCGUGCGCGAGAUGGCCGAGCAGCUGUACGACGGCAGCGGCACCAACGGCGGCUCCUUCCUCGACGACAUCAUCCGCCACAGUCUGGACAAGAAGUCGGGCGACCUGGCCACCCACAGCGCGCUGUUCGACCAGCUGCUGAAGGGCAACCUGCGCCCGUCGGCCGCCAACUCCGGCCCCGACGACCCAACGCACCCCCUCUCCCGCGCCGCCGGCAGCAAGCGGUCCGCCACGAGCCCCCCGCUCGGCUUCCCCGCCGACGCCAUCAAGCGCGAGCGGGCCAGCCCCGGCGCCUCGUCCACCUCCUCCACCGGCAGCAGCAGCAAACCGAGCACGCUCGGGGACCACCUGCACCACCAGCACCUCCAGCACCACCAACACCACCACCAGAGCCCCCAGGCGGACCAGCUGCUGGCCAAGAACGUCGAGAGCCUGAUGAAGCUGCACGAGAACCUUUCGUCGAUGUCCGCGGCGCACCUUCAGCGGACCGCGAUGGAAGAACUCAACGGCACGGCGGCCCCGCCGGGAGUGUCGGACGCGCACUUCUCGGACGGCGACGCCGACUCCGACUCGCCCCGCUCCCACCACCCCGCCAACCAUCACGGCCACGGGCGGCAUCACCCACACCACCACCAGCAGCACGGGCCGCGAGGCUUCACGGACGACAGCUCAUAG